Molecule: messenger RNA, 5128 nt
Organism: Microbotryum saponariae
Lineage: Eukaryota; Fungi; Basidiomycota; Microbotryomycetes; Microbotryales; Microbotryaceae
Source: the annotation of a GenBank genome assembly
AUGGCCAUCCCAAUCGGUCAAGUCGCUGCAGCCCUGUUGGUGAUCCUCGUCGCGGCGUGGUUCUUCUCGUCCCAAUCCUCGGGCGCCGGCGCAAGCUCGUCCUCGAUCGACAAGGCCGGCCUCAGCAACGGCGGCGCGAGUCAUGCCGCUUCGGGUGACGAAGAGUCCUCAGGGCGUGAUUUCGUCGCGGCGAUGAAGAAGGCGGUGAGUCAUGCGGUUCGGCUCGCAUUCGCAUUCGCAUUCGUGGUCGUGGGGACAUGUCGUGCGCUGUCGAUGAAUUCCGGGAUUGGCGAACUGAGCGCUGCGAUGUGAUGGUCGUGGUCCGCGUGCGGGCCGUCGUUUUGCCGCCGCGUGAGCCGCGGGCCUUCCGGAAGGCUGUCAGGCCUCAUUCCUCGUCAUCCAAUCCUCUGAGAACAAAUGGAGUUCAUUGGCUCAAGUAGGACAUCUCUAGCGACACCCAAUACCAUGAUCUCCCGAUGAUGACAACACGACGCUGACGAGUCGUUUCCUCCUUCGCCGGCGCUUUUUCACACCUUUGCCCACUGCGGCCGUCGCUGCCCUUCCCGGUCUACAGAAGAAGAAGAUUGUCAUCUUUUAUGGAUCCCAAACCGGUACAGCGGAAGACUAUGCCACCCGUAUCGCCAAGGAGGCCAAGUCGCGCUACGGCCUGUCCUCGCUCGUCUGUGAUCCUGAAGAGUGAGUUACCCUUCCGGCGAUUCCGGCGAUCGAAGCGCUUUGAUCGCACACGACCGCGUCCAUAUCGGGACUGAUCGCGAGGUUUUUCAAUGGCAGAUACGAUUUCGAGACGUUGGACCAAGUCCCGGAGGAUGCGCUCGUCGUCUUCUGCGUCGCGACCUACGGCGAGGGUGAACCGACCGAUAACGCGGUCGGCCUCAUGGACUUCCUCAAGGCGGACACGAUCGAGCUCUCCAAGGGUGGGGACUCGCUCGAGAACCUCAACUAUGUCGUCUUUGCUCGUGAGUUAUUUGGCACCGUUUCGUCCGCCGGCGUUGGGAGUAACCCGAUGGCCGCAGCGGAAUCAGCGCUGGGGGCCAUCUCACAUGCGCAAUACCCAUGCUGAUGCUCUCACGUUCGCCUCACAGUUGGUAACAGCACCUAUGAACACUUUUGCGCCAUCGGUCGUCAAAUCGACGAGCGUCUUAGCAAGCUCGGCGCCAAGCGUGUCGGCGAGCUCGGAGAAGGUGACGACGACAAAAACAUGGAAGAGGACUACCUCAGCUGGAAGGACGGGAUGUGGGAAGCGGUGCAGAAGCAGCUCGGCUGGGAGGAGGGGGCCGGCGGUGAUGUCGCCGAUUUCGAGGUGACGGAAAAGUCCGACGUCGACGAGGCCAAGGUCUUCUUGGGCGAGUUGUCGCAGCGCGCCUUGACGGGCACCCGAGGCGUCUUUGAUGCCAAGAACCCUUACGCCGCACCGAUCCUCAAGGCCAAGGAGUUGUUCGAGGACGGCGACCGCAACUGCGUUCAUGCCGAGUUCGACAUCUCCGACUCGGGCGUGCGAUACCAGACCGGUGACCACGUUGGUGUUUGGCCCCUCAACCCCGAUGCCGAGGUCGAACGCUGGCUCCGCAUCUUGGGUCUCUCGGACAAGCGCGACCAGGUCAUCGACGUCAAGUCGCUCGACCCGGCUUUGGCUAAAGUCCCCUUCCCCGUUCCGACGACGUACGACACCGUCCUUCGUCACUACGUCGAUGUCUCCGGCCUCGCUUCUCGGCAGACCGUCGGCUCCUUCGCCAAGUACGCCCCAACUGAGGAUGCCCGGCGAUUGCUCGAGCAGCUCGGUUCGGACAAGGUCUUGUACCAGGCCAAGGUCGGUGCCCCUUGCUACAAGACGUCGCAGGUCUUGCUCCUUGCCGCUGGUGACUCGCUCACGGCCGACCCGGCCUCGGCGAACUACAAGCAAUGGUCCAUCCCUUUCGAUCGCGUCAUCUCCAGCAUCCCCCGUCUGCAGCCUCGUUACUACUCGAUCUCAUCGUCCCCAAAACUCUACCCCACUGCGAUCCACAUCACCGCUGUUGUGCUUAAGUACCAGGCCGUCAAAGGCGACCCUGCGUACUCGUACGGUGUCGGCACGAACUACAUUCUCAACCUCAAGGCCGCGCACACGGGUGGUGCCCGAACGUCUCGCGAGGAGGGUGCACCCGUCUACAAGAUCGAGGGUCCGCGUGGCAAGUACAAGAAGGGCUCGACGUUCUGCGCUCCGAUCCACGUACGCCGCUCCAACUUCCGCUUGCCGACGUCACCCAAGAUUCCCGUCGUCAUGGUCGGACCUGGUACGGGUGUCGCUCCCUUCCGAGCCUUCAUUCAAGAACGUGUUGCGCUCGCUCGGAAGGCCAAGGAGAAGGAUGGUGCCGACGCGCUCAAGGACUGGGGUACGAUCGACCUCUUUUAUGGGUGCCGUCGCUCGGAUUGGGAUUUCCUGUACAAGGACGAAUGGAAAGCGUACGAACAAGAACUGGACGGCAAGUUCCGUAUGCACGUCGCGCUUUCGCGCGAGCCGAAUCAACCCAAGGUUUACGUGCAGCAGUUGAUCAAGGAUUUGGGGGAUCAUAUUGGAGAUUCGCUCGUUGCUAAGAAGGGUUACGCUUACAUCUGGUCAGUCUUUGCUUGAGAUCAGUCCAAAGGGGUGCGUCAUGAACUGAUUGUGGGUUGUGCUCUCUUCUUUACAGCGGUGACGCCAAGCACAUGGCGCGCGAGGUCGAGUCCAUCUUCGAGGACAUCCUUGGGAAGGCCAAGGGAGGCAGCAAGGCCGAGGGAGUGAAGGAGCUCAAGUUGCUCAAGGACCGAAACCGUCUUUUGCUCGAUGUGAGUAUCUCAGUGAAAGUUUUGCGCCUUGUUCCGAGUCCGGGGAGGCUGAUCCGCUUUCUGCGUUCCAGGUUUGGUCAUGAACGUCACCUCUUUAUUUGGGAAAUGCCCUGUCGUACAUGACGUCCAAGGGCGAUGUCCAUCUCUUGCCUUUACACGCAUAGACAUACUUACGUCAUAUUCAAACAAUCUUUUCAUGGCCUGUAAGCCGAGGUGUAGUCGACCGAGAAUAAACCAAAAGCACAAAAGCAAAGCAAAGCAUUUUCAGCAUCAGUGCCGUCGGAGCGAGAUCUUCAAGGAUCCCGAGCGCCUUUCCCCCCGGGAUAAAAGUCUUCCUAUUCGGCGACGAGAGAGAUUGUGCACCCAGAUUACAAAACAUAUGACUUGCUGCAGUAAUACGUCCGUUUGUCUGGGAAAUCUUGAGCUGAUUUGGUUCAGACUGUUUCGGAGAAAGGUUCGGUCGCAGCUCGUCGGCUCGAUCGUCGUCGAUCUUGCUCUUCCCUUACCUCCUUCCGUUACGUCGUGCUGCAGCAUCGCAGCUCAGACCCAAGCUACGAUGCUUGCGGUACCAAAUCGGAUGCUACCACCAUCUGGGGCAGCGUUCUUGAUUGUAAAUGCUCUACUUCUCUCUGCAAGACGGCGGACGUUCAGCAGCCCAUCGUUUCGUCGAUCGACGUCAUCGGCCUCAUCAUCGUCCUCGUCUGCCUCCUCCUCAUCAUCAGCAGAGUGCAACACGACAUUCAGUACAUCCUCUAUCCCACCCUUGAUCGGCAGUGCACCCCAACUGCAACGCCACCUCGUAAUCCGCACCAACCACGCCGCUUCGACCUGGCCUUCGCACCUCGAAUCGACCUCGGCCUUGUACAAACAUUUGGGCCAGCGAUGGGCCAAGCAUCCUGAAUUGAGCAAGUUGGGCUUUGGGAUGAGUGAUGCGGGGUUGAGGAAUGAGAGAGCCGUUAGAGACAAAGGAGGGAACUGGGAUCCUUUGACUAAUCGAUUCGAACAACCGAAGGCUUCGGGAUCGGAGGAGUGAGUUUUGAUGAUCGCGGAGUGGAGGGGAUCACGAGCUGAAAGGAUUUGAACUUGUUGCACAGGGCCUAUUCGGCGACGCUGUACCCUGAUUUUAUACAAGUACCCGAUAUUUCCAUCUCGUCGAUCGAGACAUUCGAGAACCUAUUCCUUUCCCUAGAUCCCAUUCCGACGAACUCCGCCGUCUCGGAAACAACGGCCGCUCCACUCAGAACGGACAUCUACGUCUGCACGCAUGGGACUCGGGAUUGUCGGUGUGGGGAUAUUGGAGAACCCCUGUAUCAAAAAUUGGUCGAGCGGGCUCAGCGAAGAGAUUUGGGCCCGGAUCGAGUUGGGAUAAAUAGGAUCGCUCAUGGUGGGUCGACAAAACUUUGCUAUUUCUGUAUCUCAGCCGGGCACUGACUGAAGUGCAAUCGCCUGUGGUCCUUUACAGUCGGUGGACACAAGUGGGCUGGGAAUGCACUUGUGUAUCGACAAGGGGGUGAAUGCGAUUGGUGAGUCCAUGUGCCGGACCUCUCUACUGUUGCUUCGACGACUGAUGGCCCAUUCGAAUCCAAAACCCGAAAGGCUCGGAUUGCUGAGGGAUACGGACGCAGACGAGGUACUGGACUUUGCACUACGACCCAGUCCCAUCACACCUUGGUGGACCCGCUGGCGGGGCCGACUCGGAAUUAGUUCGGACGAAGCUAGAUCAAUGUACCAAGAUGCGACCGCGCCAGGUGCGACGGCCGAGGCGAGGAAGAAGAGGAAGGAGAGUGUGCGGGACGCGUUGGGCGAUCCGGUGCAGUUGAGUUUCUUGAGUUGGGAUAAGGUCGAUCGGUAUGAUGUGACAGCUUAUGAGGGAGAAUCGGUGAUGGUCAGUCCUUUCAAAAAGGUUUCUGAACUGAAUGGAUCGUGUGAUAGCAGAGAAUUGAUUGCACUGUCGUUCUGAUCGACACAGGAGGCAGCAAAACGCAACGACCUCCCGGCGAUCCUUGCGACCUGCGGUGGGUUCUGCGAAUGCGCAACAUGUCAUAUACAUGUCGAUGUCGAACCGGAGCAAGUUGGUUGGUCCGAGAUGAAGGACGAAGAGGACGAACAGCUCGAUUUUGCUAUGGACCGCAAGCCGGACUCAAGGUGAGGGGGUCCCAAUUUUGUGCACCAGUAGCUGCUCACUCAUUGACUUCUGCUUCAUUGGCGACCGUAUUCUCACAGGCUUGGCUGUCAAUUGCGCGUUACCAAAGCGUUGGGCGAGUGGGUACAAGGUGGGGGUAGGAUCACGCUGCCGCGAUAUUAA